AUGCUGCAAUGGUUGUACGAGACUCAACCACGAGAAGCCGCUGCCACUCCGAAGUACGCCAUCGCGAUGCUGGCCAGUGUGGCUGCUUGCUACCGGCCGUGUCCCCGUGUGGUCAAAUGGCUGUUUGAAAAUGGAGAACCUACGUCUGGAAUUGUGGAAGGCACGGCGGUGGGGAGAUACAAUCUCGAGUUAAUUCAAUGGCUCGUCAAGCGGCGUCCUAGUUUCAACACGCCUAAGGCCGUACGAAUUGCCGCUCAGAACCGCAAUGUGGCAUGCAUGCGCUGGCUCCUUGAGCAAUUCGGCAAGCUGGACGAAGACCUGGUGGUAGAUUUGGUGGGCGAGUUCGGCUACAGGGAAGUGUUGGCACUUCAAGCGGAGAGGGUUCGCGUGGCGUCGCUUGCUAGUGCUGUGCGGAAUGGUAAAUUUGACGUUGUGAAGCAGCUUUUCAAGGGGGACCACGAAAGGUUCGCAGACACGCAGCGGGUCAUCCGUGAGGCGGUUCAAAAUGACCAGGAGAACAUUGUGCAGUGGCUGCGCCAAGAGGUUAACCUCGAGGACCGCUACACUUGGGAUUUCGGGCCGACCAUAGGUCGUACUAGAAAUCGGGAUGACGAUACGCCCGAAGGUAGACAGAUUAUGUCGGCGAUACUCCGCAAGCACCCACACUUCAUGUAG
Molecule: messenger RNA, 675 nt
Organism: Phytophthora sojae
Lineage: Eukaryota; Oomycota; Peronosporomycetes; Peronosporales; Peronosporaceae
Exons: 1
Coding region: 1-675 (224 amino acids)
Source: RefSeq, a predicted model, not a curated record